[Torrubiella] hemipterigena is the source of this 3356-nucleotide messenger RNA. The record is from the annotation of a GenBank genome assembly. NCBI's taxonomy places the organism in Eukaryota, Fungi, Ascomycota, Sordariomycetes, Hypocreales, Clavicipitaceae.
CUGGCGAGAACUUACUACGCGACAACAUCGAUUAUACCCUAUUGCAUUUGCUUUUGCAAUUCAAGUCUGCCAAAGACGAAUAAUACACCACGUGCAGUAGCCGAACACAGGACAACGCAACGUAUACCCCGAAGCAAAGCCGUUUGUUGAUCACCCCUCUUUCUUGCUCUUUAUCAACGGGAGCGAAGCAGGCGCAAUACAACAAAACAAAGCAGCCCUUUCCCGAAGUACAGCUGUCGAUAUUACUUUCGACCAUAGGAGUCACCGAGAAGCUGUUCGGUAACAUUUUUUAGCUGUCUCUACACUCUCUAUAGCAGCACAGCCGAUACAUAGCAACAAGUCAGCCGACCAAAAACGAGAGAAAUCGAACAACCGCGCCGCUUCCUCGUCACACACCGCCACCAUGGCUGACCAGCAGGAGGACUACAGUUCUCUCCCGCUCACAGAACGCUUUGUUCACAAGAUUUGGAAGGUUCGAAAAGAAGCAUAUGAAGAUGCCGCCAAAAAGUUCGCCCUUACCCCCGAUGAGUCCGAUCCGAUAUUCCGACCGUUUCUCAAUGAUGCUGGCAUGUGGAAGGGUGCCGUUGCCGAUUCCAACGUUGCUGCUCAGCAAGAAGGUGUCGCAUGUCUGUGUGCGUUUCUCAAAUACGCUGGCCGAGAUGCCUGUAUUCGCACAAGAGGACACACAAUCACACCGAUUGUCGAAAAGUGUCUAUCAUCAUCCAGAGCAGCAACAAAGCAAAACGCUGUGGAAGCGCUACUCCUUUACAUUGAGCUGGACGUUUCAGCACCAGUAAUUGAAGAUGUCCUGGGCGGUCUAUCCAACAAGGUCCCUAAAAAUGUCGCGGCUACACUCAAUGCCAUCAACCAGCUAGUCCACAACUAUGGUUGUAGAGUAAUUGACCCGAAGCCCAUUUUGAAGGCCUUGCCCAAGGCAUUUGGUGCUGCCGACAAGAAUGUGCGUGCAGAAGCAACGAACCUGACUGUCGAACUAUAUCGAUGGCUGCGCGAAGCCAUGAAACCCCUCUUCUGGGGAGAGCUUAAACCCACCCAACAGACCGAUCUCGAGGCGCAAUUCGAAAAGAUCAAAUCAGAGCCCCCUCCACAACAAGAACGUUUGCUGCGAUCUCAGCAAGCAGCAGCCGAAGCUGCUCCAGCCGGUGGCGAGGCGGAAGAAGAAGCUGAAGAUGACGCACAAGGAGAAGGAGAAUGGGAUGCAUUUGCUCUAGCGGAACCGCAAGACGUCCUCAAGAAGAUCCCACCCAACUUUAGUGAGAUGCUUGGCUCAGCCAAAUGGAAAGAUCGCAAGGAAGCGGUUGAUGCCCUCCACGCUGCUCUUGAUGUUCCGCGCAUCAAGGAGAGUGAUUUUGGAGAGGUGGCUCGUGGCUUGGCCAAGUGCAUGAAGGAUGCCAACGUUGCCGUCGUUAUUCAAGCAGCUCUAUGUAUCGAAUCGCUGGCAAAGGGUCUCCGAGAGGGAUUUUCCAAGUACAGAGCCAUUGUUAUGCAGCCAAUCAUGGACCGACUCAAGGAGAAGAAAGCAACCGUUGCCGACGCUCUUGCGGCAGCAUUGGAUGGAGUUUUCGAGGCCACCAGCUUGACUGAUUGUUUCGAGGACAUUACCACGUAUUUGGGAAAUAAGAACCCUCAAGUGAAGGAAGGCACUAUGAAGUUCCUAAUUCGUUGCCUGCGAACGACAAAGACGGUCCCCGCCAAGCCGGAAAUCGUGUCUAUCUGCGACUCGGGCAAGAAGCUGCUCUCAGAAUCAAGCCCAGUUCUGAGAGAUGGUGGAGCUGAGAUUCUUGGUACCGUCAUGAAAAUCAUUGGUGAGAGAGCCAUGACGCCUCAUAUGGAGAGCUUGGACGAGAUCCGUAAGACCAAGGUCAAGGAAUUCUUUGCUACGGCAGAAGUCAAGGCCAAGGAAAAGCCCAAGGCGCCACCUCCCGCUGCUAGAGCCCCCCCUGCUGGCGCUAAGAAGGUCGUCCCAGGCAAGCGACCUGUUGCUAAGAAGCCUGCUGCCGCUCUGGCUCCAGAGCUGCCCCCCGCCGCUGCCCCCCCGAGAGCUGCUGGCCCUGGAAGCAAGUUGGGUAUGCCCAAGCCUUCUGGCCUUGGAGGGCUCAAGGGACCACAGAAACGCGCUGUUGGUGGCGCUGGCCCGCCAUCCCCACGAAGACCAGCUGCUGGGCCUCCCAUCAUGCCGUCUGACGAUGACAUGGGAGCCGCACCUCCUCCUCGCGCUGGUGCGUCGCGUGGCUUAGCAGGCCGCUCACUGGCUAAACCCGCUGCGGCACCUGCUGCUAUGCCUCCAGCAUCGCCCCCACCUUCAAGCGGCUUGACAGCUGUCGAACGGGCGGAAUUGGAGGAACUUCGCGCUUCAAACGAGAGAUUGUCUCGACAGGUGGAUGACAUGAAACAAGAGAGAAGCAAGUUCCUAUCUGAGAUUCAAGAGCUCAAGAACCAAAACGCUGGUCUCAUUGAAGACCACACCCGUGAUGUUCUGAGCAUUAAGGCCAAGGAAACACAACUCGUUCGUGCUCGCAGUGACGCUGAAGCGACCGAGGGGGUCAAUGAUAGACUCCGUCGUGAGCUUGAGCGCUUAAAGAGGGCACUCAGCCGAGCCGAGACCAUUGGAGGCGGUUCUGAUAUCGUCAGUCCAGUCAUGUCACCAACUCACGACGAAGCUGGCAUCUAUCACGAUGGAGGCCAUGCGGCACUUGCUCGCAACAGAGCCAGUUACGCCAGCAAUCUCUCAGAGGAGAAGGAAAAUGGCGAGGUUUCUUAUCCUCGUAGCAAGCUGGCAUCCGAGAUGAAAUAUGGCGCAGGGUCGGCAUCGCCAGGCAGAGCAUCGCCAGCUCGUGGCUACCGCCCUGCUGCUCAGUACCGGGACGAGCAUGCCGAAGCUGCGCCCCCUGUAGCACGCGAACGCCCUGUCUCUUCACUACCUCAGCCAACAAGCAGCAAUGGCGGCGAAAGCUGGAGAAGAGCAGCAGAGGUCACAAGCCAGCUUAAGGCAAGAAUUGAACAAAUGAAGGCCAAGCAAGGUUUGGCAAGACCGUAGAUUAGAGGUUGACUGAGGCAUAGGCGUGCCCUUGUGGACUAUUAUCUUUAACUGAGUGCAUUUGCAGGCGUUGGACGCAUACCCCUUGAUGUUUGGAGUGGCGGUUAAAAUUACGGGCUUACUGGGCUACGGUAGAUGUGGUAUACUUGUUGCGUAAUACAAGUUGUAAUAAUUGUCUGUGAUAAAUUGCUGUGCCUGUUUGUUUUAUUGCUCUAUCAAAAGUUGUAUUUGUGGUCAUGGGCAACUUUAUGUAAGUUCGAGAGUCAACUUUGCUCCCCUCAGCACAAUUUCACCCUCAAUG